CAUAGCGCCAGUAAAGAAGAGCUGGUCUGUGAUUGGUUAGAGUUGAUACGGUAUAAACAAAAGCUGAGCCCAAACUGCUCAAGUACACUUGGCUGCUUAUGGAGGUUUUAGGGGUCAAAGGUUAAAGGUUACGGAAUAUUGCUCCUUCGGGGAACCUCUGCCUCGCUGCUUUAGCUCCGGUUUCCGCAGUUCACGUCAUGUUUUAGGCUCCGUUGCUGGGAGGCUAAUGUGGCUAAAGCUAGCUCAGAGCUAAAGUCCGGUAGCUUUUAAAUGAAGUUCGGUUCGGUUCGGGAACUGACCCAAGUCUAAAGAGCGGUUGAGUUCGGCCCCUGGAGCCGCCAUGAGCCGUUCCCCGGUGUGACUGAAGGGGGAGGAUGGCAGCAGAGCUGUUCCCCGCCAAGAAGCUGGUGUCUCCGGCCUCAAGCAGCAGCAGCUCCGCCGCUUCGCUCCAGCAGCAGAACCUGAGCAACAACAACCCGGCGCCGGGCUGCAGCUGGCAGGGCCUGUUCCCCACCAUCCGGGAGAGGAAUUCAGUCAUGUUCAACAACGAGAUGAUGGCGGACGUUCACUUCGUGGUCGGACCGCCGGGCGCCACUCAGAGGGUUCCUGGACACAAGCCGUUUCCUGCAGGGGGCGACUCGUUGCGUCUAAAGUCUUUUAGAAACCAGGUUCUGUUGGCUUCUGACCCGGUUCCGGUUCUGCUGUUCCUCUCGGCAGUACGUUCUGGCCGUGGGCAGCUCCGUGUUCCAUGCCAUGUUUUACGGCGAGCUGGCCGAGGACACGGAGGAGAUCCGGAUCCCGGACGUGGAGCCGCCGUCCUUCCUGGCCAUGCUGAAGUGGGUCGGACUAUCCGUUCGGACCUCAGAACCAGAACCGGUCUGCUAACCCGGCCUCUCCUCCACAGGUACAUCUACUGUGACGAGAUCGACCUGUGCGCCGACACGGUGCUCGCCACCCUCUACGCCGCCAAAAAGUACAUCGUGCCUCACCUGGCGCGGGCCUGCGUCAACUUCCUGGAAACGAGCCUGAGCGCCAAGAACGCCUGCGUGCUUCUGUCGCAGAGCUGCCUGUUCGAGGAGCCGGACCUGACGCAGCGCUGCUGGGAGGUCAUCGACGCGCAGGCCGAGCUGGCGCUGCGCUCCGAGGGCUUCUGCGACAUCGACGUGCAGACGCUGGAGAGCAUCCUGCGACGGGAGACGCUCAACGCCAAGGAGAUGGUCGUGUUCGAGGCGGCGCUGAGCUGGGCGGAGGCCGAGUGCCAGCGCCGCGACUUGCCACCCUCCAUCGACAACAAGCGGCUGGUGCUGGGCAAGGCCAUCUACCUGAUCCGCAUCCCCGCCAUGGCGCUGGAGGACUUCGCCAACGGCGCGGCGCAGUCCGGCGUGCUGACGCUCAACGAGACCAACGACAUCUUCCUGUGGUUCACGGCGUCCCGCAAGCCGGAGCUGCUGUUCUGCACCAAGCCGCGGAAGGGGCUGGCGCCGCAGCGCUGCCACCGCUUCCAGUCCUGCGCUUACCGCAGCAACCAGUGGCGCUACCGCGGCCGCUGCGACAGCAUCCAGUUCGCCGUGGACCGCCGCGUCUUCAUCGCCGGCUUCGGCCUGUACGGCUCCAGCUGCGGCUCGGCCGAGUACAGCGCCAAGAUGGAGCUGAAGCGGCAGGGAGUGCCCAUGGCGCAGCGCGUCAUCAAGUUCUUCUCCGACGGCUCCAGCAGCACCUUCCCGGUCUGGUUCGACUACCCGGUCCAGAUCGAGCCCGACACCUUCUACACGGCCAGCGUGGUUCUGGACGGCAACGAGCUCAGCUACUUUGGCCAGGAGGGCAUGACGGAGGUCCAGAGCGGCAAGGUCACCUUCCAGUUCCAGUGCUCCUCCGACAGCACCAACGGGACCGGGGUCCAGGGCGGCCAGAUCCCAGAACUCAUCUUCUACGCCUGAGCCGGGUCGCCGCGGGAAGCCGGGGGACUACUUCCAGCGGCGGAUGAAUACACUAACGGUCUGAGUGACAAAACGGAGCCAAACUUUUGCUCCAUAUUUUCAUUUGUUUGUGCCGCAAUUAUUUUAAACGUUAUGAAAGUUUCCAGAGGUCAUGAAAGGUCAAGCAGACCCUCUUCUGGGUGCUUUGAGACGUCGUUGACCUCUGACCUCUGGACUCUUGAUUAUCUUCUAAUGGCAGCACAGAUAAAGUUUUGCUGACACCAGUUCAUUUAUAGAUUAUUGAUUAUUAAUCUCUGAAGGCGGUUCCGGUCUGAAGUAAGGUCGGGAAAUGAAGCAGAACCCGACCGGAUCUCUGCGUCGGACCUCCCAGUGCCUUAAUGACGUGUAGAUCCGGGUCUGCUGAGCCGGGUCAGAACCGUUUUCAGGUUCAGAUCUGUGUUGAUCCGCGGGUCGUUUCAGUCGGUUUCGACCCGUCGUGUAGAAGAAAAUGGUUCUGAUCUGCUGGGUUCUGGUUCACCUCCAGAACCAGAACUGGUCCACUUCCUGCUCUCAGAGGAGCAGUUCCUGUUGGGAUCGGGUCAGAACCUCAGCUAGAUCGACCAGACCACUGGGACCGGGUCGUGGUUCUGAUGGUGCUGCUGCUCCUCAGUUUGUUGCCUUAGUGAAGCUGCUGAGUGGCGCAGUUCCUGCUGCAGCCUGAAGGUGGCAGUGUUUGCUGUUACCUGGAGCUGGAGCUUCCCCUUUCUGAGGUUCUGGAUGAGGUUCUGCCAUCGUUUGGACCUGAAGCUCAUUGCUUUUUUCAUUUAAUCACCUAGAAACGGGUUGAACCCGGUUCACACGUUCCUUUAGUUUUGUCUGUUUUCCUGUUUUGUGUUUCCUGUUUCCUGUUUUCUGCCUCCAUCCUGGAUGAAACUCGGUGGCCUUAUCUAACUCAUGUAGUGAUGAAAUAAAAAGUUUAAAAAGUU
Messenger RNA from Poeciliopsis prolifica (blackstripe livebearer), 2902 nucleotides. RefSeq names its product BTB/POZ domain-containing protein 3-like. Gene Ontology annotation, biological process: dendrite morphogenesis; cerebral cortex development; neurogenesis. The transcript is spliced from 3 exons. Gene Ontology annotation, cellular component: cytosol. NCBI's taxonomy places the organism in Eukaryota, Metazoa, Chordata, Actinopteri, Cyprinodontiformes, Poeciliidae. The record is from RefSeq and is a predicted model, not a curated record. The coding region runs from base 375 to 1937 and encodes 520 amino acids. Gene Ontology annotation, molecular function: protein binding.